ACACACACUGCUUGCCAGUGACUGAUAUUAUUUGCUUCCAUCUUCGGAGUGUUGAUGGUAAUCUGAUUAAUUUGAGGAAUUUUGGCUCUAAGCAUGGAGGGCUGCUAUCUCCCCGAAUACGAAAGGAUGGAAGCGUGGCUUGACGACCACUUGGAGUUCGCUCACUCCUACUUUGUCAGGAAGGCUACAAGGGAGAUGGUGAAUGCCUGGUUUGCUGAGCGAGUCCACUCCAUCCAGCCCUCCUCAUCAUCCUCCUCCUCGUCAUCCUCCAAAGAAACCCUUAUACCACAGAGACCCACCCAGCCCUCAGACAGUCCCUGCCUAGCCUUCUCCCUGCCCCCUUCCCUGGGCCUGAACGACGGGCGCUCUCCCUCCCCAGCCCCCAGCCCCGCUCCCAGCACCCCCACCCGCAAGAUCUCUGCAUCUGAGUUUGACAGGCCACUGAGGCCCAUCGUGGUCAAGGACGCGGAAGGCUCACUAACCUUCCUCUGCGACGCCGAACCCGACCGAGGCGACAUCCGGACGCCCAUGCCCUUCAGAACCCAGCAGGGAGGGGUCGGGUUUGGCAUCCCCACGGGGAUGAUGGACGAGGUGGGCAGUGCCCGGGGGUUGGACCGCUGUGCCAGGCUGUUGGAGUUGGUGAAGGAUGUGUCGAGUCACUUGGACGUGACGGCUCUGUGCCACAAGAUCUUCCUGCACAUCAACGAGCUGAUCGCUGCCGACCGCUACUCCCUCUUCCUGGUGGGCGAGGACAGCUCCAACAGGAAGUUCCUGGUGAGCAGGCUGUUCGAUGUGGCCGAGGGCUCCACACUGGAGGAGGUGUCUAAUAGCUGCAUCCGCCUGGAGUGGAACAAGGGAAUUGUGGGUCACGUGGCGGCCACGGGCCAGCCCCUCAACAUCAAGAAUGCUUACGAGGACCCCAGGUUCAAUGCAGAGGUGGAUCAGAUUACAGGAUACAAGACCCAGAGCAUCCUGUGUAUGCCUAUCAAAAACCAUAGAGAAGAGGUGGUAGGAGUGGCUCAGGCCAUCAACAAGAAGUGUGGAGAGAACGGUACUUUCACUGAACAGGAUGAAAAGGACUUCUCUGCCUACCUGGCCUUCUCCGGGAUCGUCCUACACAACGCCCAGCUCUACGAGACGUCCCAGCUGGAAAACCGACGCAAUCAGGUGCUGUUGGACUUGGCCAGUCUGAUCUUUGAGGAGCAGCAGUCUCUCGAGGUGUUACUGAGGAAGAUAGCAGGCACCAUCCUCUCCUUUAUGCAGGCCCAGGGCUGCACUGUCUUCAUAGCCGAUGGAGACUCUAUGAACUCCUUCUCCAGCGUGUUUCACAUGGAAUACGAGGAGCUGGGAGAGGCCAUAGACGUCCCCAAAAGGGACUGUGACGUGAGUCAGAUAAACUACAUGUACGCCCAGUACGUGAAGAACACCAUGGAACCUCUGAACAUCUCGGACGUCACCAAAGACCAACGCUUUCCCUGGACGAGUGAGAACCCAGAGCACCCCAGUAACCAGAUCAAGAGUUUGCUCUGUACUCCUAUCCGGAACGGGAAGAAGGAUAAAGUAAUAGGUGUGUGCCAGUUGGUGAACAAGAUGGACGAGGCGUCGGGGAAGGUGAAGCCCUUCAACCGGAACGACGAACAGUUCCUGGAGGCCUUCGCCAUCUUCUGUGGCCUGGGUAUACAGAACACCCAGAUGUAUGAAACAGUGGAGAGAGCCAUGGCCAAACAGGAGGUCACACUGGAGGUCCUCUCGUAUCACGCCUCUGCUGCAGAGGAGGAGACACGGGCGCUGCAGGUAACCGCGGCAGCCACUGUUCCGUCAGCCCAGUCUCUGAGGCUGAUGGAGUUCAGUUUCAGUGACUUUGAGCUGUCCGACGCUGAGACCACUCAGGCCACCAUACGCAUGUUUGUAGACCUCAACCUGGUCCAGAACUUCCAGAUGAAAUACAAGAGUCUGUGCCAGUGGAUCCUGAGCGUGAAGAAGAACUAUAGGAAGAACGUGGCCUACCACAACUGGAGACACGCCUUCAACACCUCCCAGUGCAUGUUCGCCCUGUUCAAAUCUGGCCAGUUACAGAGUAAUAUGAGUGAGCUGGAGAUCCUGGCCUUGAUGAUCGCCACCCUGAGUCACGACCUGGACCACAGAGGAGUCAACAACUCCUACAUACAGAGGAGUGACCAUCCCCUGGCCCAGCUCUACUGCCACUCCACCAUGGAGCACCACCACUUUGACCAGUGUCUCAUGAUCCUCAACAGCCCAGGGAAUCAGAUUCUGAGCAGUCUGUCUCUGGAUGAGUACAAGGCCACUCUGAAGAUGAUCGAGAGGGCUAUUCUGGCAACGGACCUGGCUCUGUACAUGAAGAGGAGAGGAGAGUUCUUUGAGCUGACCAAGAACAGCCAGUUUGUCUGGGACGAUGACUACCAUAAAGACUUACUGAGGUCAAUGCUGAUGACUGCAUGUGAUAUUUCUGCCAUUACCAAGCCUUGGCCAAUACAGAAGAGGAUAGCCGAGCUAGUGGCUACAGAGUUCUUUGAGCAAGGGGACAAGGAGAGACAAGAACUCAACAUUGAACCAAUAGAUCUGAUGAAUCGGGAAAAGCGGGAUAAGAUUCCGAGCAUGCAGGUAUCGUUCAUCGAUGCCAUCUGUACACAGCUGUAUGAGACCCUGGCUGGUAUGUCCGAGUCCUGUUCCCCACUACUCGAGGGCUGCCAGAAGAACAGACAGAAUUGGAAGAUUCUGUCCGAACAGGGCGACAAAGGCUUCUUCAACGGAGUGGUGUAGAAAUGGUCAACGUCCCUCCUCCAUCCCCACUAUCACUCCAACCCUACACCACCCCACCCCCGAGCAGACCACAUCAACACUAAGCUAUAUUUAUUACCAUAGUCUUUUUUUUAUUUUUGCACAAAGUCGACUCCCUACAUGAAGGAAGUCUCACUAUAGUAUAUCCCUGAGUCGGAGGAAGUGAAGUAGACUGGACAGGAGAGAAGAGAGGUUUGAGUGUGCGCGGCUACUAUCGGCCUACUGAGCUCCAAGGGAGCAAUAUGACACCAUAGUACUGGAGACAGACAGACCUGGGUUCAAACAGUAUUUGAAAUCGCUCAAAUAAUUUGAGCUUGCCCGGAGUGCCAGAUGGGCGGGGCGGGAUUUGUACAAUGGACUGGUGCAAUUGCACCAGGAAAGCUCAAUUAAAGGUUACAAAUACUAUUUGAACCCAGGUCUUAGUAGAGAUACAACUUUACUUUCACCACAGUAAGAUGCUUGUUUGUAACACCAGGGUGCACGCACACACCACAAAGGUUUUGAGAGAACGUACAUUUUUGUAACAUUGUCACUCGUUAUAACUAUUGCAUAUUUAUGUUUUAUAUAUUUAUUCGAUUUCUAUACUGUAUCGUCAGUUUCAUGUUGAGAACACACACACGUCUUUAUAAAACAAUGUACGUUUUAUUACCGAACGAUCCAAAUGUCUCUGCUUUGAAAACUUCACCCGACCAUUCAUGUGUGUAUUUUUUUAGGUGUUAUAUUAUUUUAACUUUGCAAAUUGUAAAGGAGCCAAAGACUAGACACGUGGUCUAGAAGAUUCCACUGCCUUCCUGUGACAUAGGUAUGAAAGGUCCAAUUUCACACUUCAAAAAUAACCCAUUUGUAUGUAGACACUUGUCCACCCUGUUGGCCCUCAUAAUGGACCAGCCCAGCUGGUUGUCCUUUUUUUGACAUUCCCUUUUUUAAACGUGUUGAAUGUGAGGCCGGGGUGUCUAGCUGAAAGCAGAGCUUGACAGUCGGAAGCCCAAAAUCAAUUUGCAAUGUUGUCAGUCUACCUUGAGGUAAUUUGUAUUCGUCUUUAUAGUGGAACAUUUUAAAAUGGCAUUAUAGAUUUUUUUUUUCAUUUUUCCAUUUCUUCCAAUACAGGGAAUGACAGGACUGAAUAACCACCCACUAUCUUUCAAUCCGAAAAUGACUUGUCUUUCUCUAAACUUUCUGCCUCCAACAUUCACACGAUAUACUAUAGUAGUUUUCAGGUAGAGAUAUGUGAACUGCGUCCACUGUCAUUCACAGGAGAAACUCAUCCAAAUGUUACUUAAUCAUGUCCUAACUGCAGCACUUAUCCGUGUAGACGUACGUGGUCACUCCGAGAACCACAGUUGUUACUGUGGUUGUAUUUUGUACUUGAAGAAGUUUCCAGAAAUACUGUUGUUCCUGAUGUUGUGCUUUAAAAAACGAGGAUAGUUGCUUUUCUUCUUUCAAUUCCACACAGCUUUGGUCUCCGAUUGGUAUUUCUAGAAAAGAUGUGUUCCUUCACCAAUGAUAGACCUGUGUGUUGCAUGUGAAGUUACAGCAUCUAUAAAGAUGGCUGUGUGUAGUCACAGGACAGCAGCCCUGUUGGUUGUUAGUGGAGGCUGAGGUAAUGACAUGUAUAAUGGUUCCGUGUGAAGACAUGACAGGUUUCCCCCUCCUGCUCGUUGACUCUGAAGAACACUGUGAGACACGUUGAAUGGUACAUCCCAUUAAAAGGAUACUGCUUA
Salvelinus namaycush (lake trout) is the source of this 4520-nucleotide messenger RNA. Its product is annotated as cGMP-specific 3',5'-cyclic phosphodiesterase-like. Gene Ontology annotation, biological process: signal transduction. Gene Ontology annotation, molecular function: 3',5'-cyclic-GMP phosphodiesterase activity; protein binding. The coding region runs from base 94 to 2781 and encodes 895 amino acids. The transcript has 22 exons. Lineage: Eukaryota; Metazoa; Chordata; Actinopteri; Salmoniformes; Salmonidae. The record is from RefSeq and is a predicted model, not a curated record.